AUGCAAGCAGAGGGCAGGCUUCUUGAGAAAGUCAUAUAUAAAGAUGCACAGUCAAAAGAGGACUAUUACCAACGUUGCAACGGGUGGAUCGACGGAGACCGUUAUUUGAGAAUGCCAGCCGACGACGUUCCAUCGCCGCCAACUUCUACACUCGAGGACUCCUCACAGCAAACAGGCCAAACCAUUGGACCCUUCACCAACUGCACCCAUCACGCCACCGGCCUCUUCUCCACCGUCUACAAGCAAAUAAAUACCGAUCACCUCAAAAGCUUAGCAAUUAAGGUCACCAUUCCCUUUCAAACUCACCCACCCCACAACCCCAAGCGCGAAGCACGCAUCCUCGCCGCUGCUGCCCACCCGUACAUCAUCUCUCUUCUCACCACGCAUACCCUGUCCUCACAAUUCCUGCUCGUUUUCCCCUUCAAACCACUCGAUCUGGACACAGUGCUAAGAAAAGGCUUCCCCCUCAAAGCGACGGCAGCACGUCAUAUACUCGAAGGUUUGUUCUGCGCCCUCGCUCAUAUACAUUCAAAAGGAAUCAUUCACCGCGACAUUAAACCCGCCAACAUCCUACUCAGCACCUCCUCGGGACCCGCCUUGCUUGCAGACUUUGGAAUCGCAUGGUCCCCAGACGACCCGGCAUCUGAGCCGUCUGACCAGAAAAUCACCGACGUAGGGACCACGUGCUAUCGCCCUCCGGAGGUACUCUUUGGGCAUAAGGCCUAUGGACCGGAGUUAGACUUGUGGGCUGCGGGUUGCGUAGUGGCGGAGUGCGUGAGGCGUGGUCUUGAUGGAUUUGAAAAGCCGGGUGUGAAAAGCGGGGAGGCCCAAUGGACGCUUUUCGAUGCUGGGGAAUUGGGAAGUGAAUUAACAUUAGUCAAAUCAAUCUUCGAGACACUGGGAACGCCGACUGAUGAGACUUGGCCGGAAGCCAGAACCUUCCCAGACUGGAACAAAAUGUCCUUCCAUGCCUUCCCGCCCAAGUCAUGGAAAGACAUACUUCCGCUGGCCUCUGAAGAAGCCCGGGAUCUGGUCACAGGGCUAGUCAUGUACCAGAGUACCUCAAGACUAAACGCGCUGGAGGCUCUGAACCACGUCUUCUUCUCGGACGGACCUACAAGUCGACAGUGA
Molecule: messenger RNA, 1131 nt
Organism: Letharia columbiana
Lineage: Eukaryota; Fungi; Ascomycota; Lecanoromycetes; Lecanorales; Parmeliaceae
Exons: 4
Coding region: 1-1131 (376 amino acids)
Biological process (GO): protein phosphorylation
Cellular component (GO): cytoplasm; nucleus
Molecular function (GO): cyclin-dependent protein serine/threonine kinase activity; ATP binding
Source: RefSeq, a predicted model, not a curated record